Molecule: messenger RNA, 450 nt
Organism: Quercus robur (English oak)
Lineage: Eukaryota; Viridiplantae; Streptophyta; Magnoliopsida; Fagales; Fagaceae
Exons: 1
Coding region: 1-450 (149 amino acids)
Source: RefSeq, a predicted model, not a curated record
AUGUCGAUAUCCCGAUCUCCAGCCAAGGAAUAUAGCUCAAUGCCUAAGAGAGCCCAGAUGGACAUCCCGUUGGUUUUGGGUUUUUCAGAUGAGGACAAGGUUGAAACCAUACAGCCCCAUGAUGACACUCUUGUGGUCACGUUGAGAAUUGGCGGGUACGAUGUGAAAAGGGUGAUGAUUGACCAAGGCAGUGCUGCUGAUAUAAUGUACCCUGACUUAUAUAAGGGGCUAAAUUUGAAACCUGAGAACUUGGCGGCCUACAGUUCUCCUCUGAUGAGCUUUGAGGGAAGAAUGGUCGUCCCAAAGGGUCUGAUCAGAUUACCUGUGCAGACCAGUACGGAUGUGGUGGAGGUGGACCUCAUCGUCGUGGACAUUUUCUCUCUAUACACCACCAUUAUGGGCAGACCUUGGCUUCAUACACUUAGGGCUGUCUCCUCUACUCUACAUUAA